Molecule: messenger RNA, 1531 nt
Organism: Saccostrea cuccullata (small rock oyster)
Lineage: Eukaryota; Metazoa; Mollusca; Bivalvia; Ostreida; Ostreidae
Product: troponin T, skeletal muscle-like
Exons: 11
Coding region: 53-934 (293 amino acids)
Biological process (GO): regulation of muscle contraction; muscle contraction; sarcomere organization
Cellular component (GO): troponin complex
Molecular function (GO): tropomyosin binding
Source: RefSeq, a predicted model, not a curated record
UUGCAGAGAGGAAAGUACAGAUGCAGGCUCAGAGAAUGAAGCCCAAAGAGCCAUGGAAGAAGCAGCCAGAAGAAAGGCAGAAAAGGUGGCCCAGGAGAUAGCGGAGUUUGAGGAGCAGAGGAAGGAGGAGAGAGAGAAGGAACAGCAGGAGAUCCAGGCUCUCAGAGAGAAAAGAGAACAACGUAGAAGAGAGAGAGAAGAGGAGGAAAAAAGACUGGCUGAGAUGAGGAUACAAGAAGAGGCCAGGAGGAAGGCCGAGGAGGAGGAGAAAAAGAAGAAGAAGCUAGAAGAAGAACAGAAGAGAAAAGAGGAACGCGAGAGGAAACGCCGGGAACAGGAAAUCCUGAUAAAGAACAUGCGUAAACCUAACUUUGUCAUCACUAAACACGCUGAUGGAGAGCAUCAGGGAGAGGAAAAUGAGGAGGGGGAGGUACAGAAAUCUAAGGAGCAGCUGGAAGCUGAGAAGAGGGCGUUCCUGACCCAGAAGGUCAAGCCCCUCCCAGACCUCUCUGGACUGGACGUGGAAAAACUGGCAGAACAAGCCAAGGAGCUUCACAAGGAAAUCUUCCGCCUCAUGAACGAAAAGUAUGACGUGGAGGAGAAAUUCAAGAGACAGCAGUAUGACAUGAUUGAACUUGCAGAGAGAGCACGGCAAAUGAGCAAAGGAAAAGGAAGAAAAGGAAUAUCAUCUGCACAGGUUGAUGAAUCCUUUGACAGAUUAGCAGACAAAUUUACCGGUGCCCCACCCAAGAUCCAGUUGUGCAGCAAGUAUGAGCGUCACACAGACCAUCGGUCCUACGGACAACGAUUACAAUUAUUUGAAGAAAUCAGUAAACCCAUCGAACCUUUUGUCCCCGGCCAACAUAAAAAAGAGGAUGAAGAAGGAGGAGAAGGGGAGGAAGACGCCGGGCAGGAGGAGGGAGGGGAAGAGUAGCUCAUAACCCCCCCAUGUAUCCCGUUAGCCUAGGUAUCAACAGAUUAAGCGAUUAUUUAAAAGAAGCAUUUUAGAUGGAAGAAGAGACAUCUCCAUGACAACAUUUCAGCUUAGAACGUUUUGGCAACCAUAGGAAGAAAUAGCUAUUGAUAAUUUAACUUGAUGAUGAAUAGCUGCCUUAAUUCGUUUUUAAUCUCUUCAUGUCCUAGGCUUUCAUUCUUAGCUUUGUAAAUUUCGUUUUAUUUAUAAAAAUAUUACUUUGCAUGAUUGUUUCAAAGGAUUUCUUUCAUUUAUAUUUAGAAAUCCUUUCAAAUGAUGGUAAAAGACAUAAAUAGUCUUGAUAUCGACCAUUUCCCAGAAAAUAGAAUUGUUUUUCUUUGGGAGGAAUUGUCUUUGUGGUUGGAGAUGUCAUCAAUAAUAAAUAUUGUAAACAGUCACCAUGGUGACAGAGACUGGGGUAAAAGGAGCAUUAUACUGAGAUUUUCUUCCACUGAAAACAGUUCAGGCAAUAGAUAUACUAUUGCUUACGUAUAUAUCCAAGACUAUGUGUGAUACGAUAGUCCUAUAGACGAAGUAAAUAAAGUUGGCCAAAUCCUA